Messenger RNA from Xyrauchen texanus (razorback sucker), 4172 nucleotides. It is a transcript of the gene map3k19, whose product is annotated as mitogen-activated protein kinase kinase kinase 19. The coding region runs from base 13 to 3240 and encodes 1075 amino acids. Gene Ontology annotation, molecular function: ATP binding; protein kinase activity. The record is from RefSeq and is a predicted model, not a curated record. Gene Ontology annotation, biological process: protein phosphorylation. The transcript has 7 exons. Lineage: Eukaryota; Metazoa; Chordata; Actinopteri; Cypriniformes; Catostomidae.
CAGCCCUGUAGUAUGACCGUAGGGGUGGCUUUACGUGCCCUUUUACAUCCAAAGUGUAUUUGUCUGCAUGUGUGUAUGUGCGCAGAUAACACGAUUUGCUGUGAGGGUUCUAUGGAGCCAAAGAUAGAUAUCAGGCAAGACGGCAGAGAUGAGAGGAAACGAAGCAGUCGGACUUCAUCCUUGCCGAGCUUGGGGGACAACAGAAAAAGCUGGGAAAAAAUAAGGCAUCCAUCACUCAAUAAACUGACCUCCUCCUCGAAACCUGUUCUUCCUGCUCGUCAUUUCACACAGCUUAGUAAAUCAGCACCAAUGCUGAUGCAACCUCUUCUUGAUGCAAGUGUGCUGCUACAAGCUCGGGCUAACAUUUCUAACAGGCUCAGAGGUGGUGAUACAGAGGAUGAAAGUGUUAGACAAAAGAGUUCACAACCUACUCCGUGCUCAAGAACGCCUAAACAUCUAACUCCACUGGACAAUAGAUGUAGGGAUGGCUCUGUGCUUUCAGGUCUUGUGCACCAACUGCAUUUAAAACCAACUGGCAUCUUACCCUUCUCCUCAGAGUCCAGACGAAAAGUGGAAAGGAUCUCCAGGCAGUCUGCCAGAAGAUCCAAAGGCACCAGAGCAGGCAGUCAGGAGAGCAAUUCCAGCAGCAGUAGUAGUCAAGAGGAGGAGGAAAAUGUUCCCCAAGGAACACCCAAGAUAUCUGGGUGCUUAGAGAAGUCAUUAAAUUUGGAAUUGGGGUCUCAUUUGGAUUUUCAGGAUUUAGUAAAUUCUGGAAAUAUCACAAAAGAGACAGACUGUGCCAUUUCAGAUGACAAGAAAGAUGAUACACCAUUCAGAUCUUUUGAGGUUGAGGCUAAAAUGAGACAAGAGUCUUCCAAAACAACUGAAAUCUCAGAAGAUCUUGAGACAAAGUCUCAAAAUAUUAACAUAAUCAGGACAAACUGCACUGCCUAUGAUGGACCCAGCAGUAUAGCCAAAGAAAUCCAUCCUAUAGUCAGAGACAGAGGAUCCGGGUUAAUUGAAGAUGAGAAGUGCCUCACCAAUGCGGAUAUUAGUGCAGUAGAUCAAAUUCCACUUGACAAGAACAAAACAGUUAAGAUGAUCAGACGAAAGGACAGAAAAGGCAAAACAUCUUUUCACACAAAUCAGUCAUUCAACAUUCUGGCACACAAGAAUCAGAGUACUGUUAAUACCACAAGAAAUAGGAUAAAUUCUCCUUGUCACUCAAAGGCAAAACUUAGAGAAAGCAAAACCAGAGGCUCAGUUAUUACAGUAGAGACCCCUAACAAAUCAUAUUUGCCAAGGAUGACACCUACACCGGCUUGUAAAAACACUACAAAUGACGCUCAACCCACAAAAAGGGUCUCUGAACCCUUUCAACACACAAAGUUGAGUGGUGAUGACAAGAAACUUAGUAAUAACAGUGAAAACCAACUUAACAGAGAUUUGAGAAGUGCAAGACCUUCCAAAAAGUCCUCAUUAGGUGCAGUACAGCGAGCAAGGUCUGCUGUGGACUACGUCACUUACAACGACAUGUUUCUGAAGCUCAGUCAGGGAGAUGAAGGUCCAGCAAUCUAUGAAAUGUUUGCAACUCCCAUUUAUGAAAAUCUUAGAGCAGGCAAGUCUUCUGAGAAACCCAAACAGGUACUUGCAGUGGUUGAAGUUAAACAAAUCAAUGGAAAGCAGAGAGGCAAAAAAACAGUGGAAGUUAACAGAAGGAAACAUGCUCAAUCAGAGAGAUACAAUCGAGCUAAGUGCAGGCAACUCAAGAGGAGAAUUAAUACCCCAAAAGGGACGAAAACCCAUCCAGCCUUUUCAGAGAAUAAACACCCUGUUUUUGAAAGUUCUGAUGAGACUUUCCAGCAGAUGAAAUCCAAAAUACCUGAUAUUAAGUGUGAGGGAAGGGAAACUUCAAUCUCAGUAAUUGAAAGACAAUGCAGUUCCAUACUGUCAGUGAUUGAAGAAGUACUAUCAAACACUCUGUCUAAUACAAACAUUCCCCAGCUAAUUAAUUCAACCACAAGGCCUCAUCUCAUUAAGGACAUAAAACAUCAAGAACCACAGACUCCAACAGACACAAGUGCCACGGAUGAACGAGAGUUAUCGAGUGUGAACAGAUUUACAGCACAGCCACUGAUCAAUACAUGGACAAGUGACAGAUCAGCAUCACCCGCAUUCCAAAGGAUUCUGAAUGAGGUUAGUGAUGGACCGCUUACAGAUGACUUGCUGCGGUCUUUGGCAGAAGAGUUGAUGUCACUGGAAGGAAGAGAUGCUGAAACAAUUAGGACUGAAAAGGAAGAUAGCAGCGAGUUCAGAAAUAACUUGCCCUCAGUAUUCCAGAAACUUUUAAAUGAGGGUGUUUCCUCUGGUGAACUGCAUUAUACGAAUGGAUUCUGCUCAGAUGAUGCUAUCAUAUGGACAAAAGGAGAGGUUCUGGGUAAAGGAGCUUUUGGAACAGUGUAUUGUGGGCUAACCAGUCAAGGUCAGCUGAUUGCAGUAAAACAGGUGGCAUUGGAUGCUUCAAGUUCAGAGAUGGCAGAAAAAGAGUAUGCUCGCCUGGAAAGAGAGGUGGAUCUUCUUAAGAACCUUCACCACACUAACAUUGUUGGGUUCUUGGGCACCGCUCUGUGUGAGAACAUUGUAAGCAUCUUCAUGGAGUAUGUUCCAGGUGGUUCUAUCUCCAGUAUCCUGAACCGAUUUGGACCCUUACCAGAGAAAGUGUUUGCCUUCUACACCCAACAGAUUCUGGAGGGGGUUGCCUAUCUUCAUGCCAAUAGAGUCAUCCAUAGGGAUCUGAAGGGAAACAACAUCAUGCUUAUGGCCACUGGGGUGGUCAAGCUAAUUGACUUUGGUUGCGCUCGCCGUCUUAACUGUCUGACUGGAAGCAAAAGUGACAUUUUGAAGUCUGUGCAUGGUACCCCAUACUGGAUGGCACCAGAGGUGAUAAGUGAGACCGGUCAUGGACGAAAAUCUGACAUUUGGAGCAUAGGGUGCACAGUGUUUGAAAUGGCCACAGGAAAGCCACCUCUAGCACACAUGACCAAGAUUGCAGCUCUGUUUUACAUUGGCGCUCGAAAGGGCUUGAUGCCUUCUCUGUCCGAUAAUUUUUCUACACAUGCUAAUGGCUUUGUCCAGGCUUGCUUAACCAGAGAUCCAACACAACGACCAUCAGCAGAGGAAUUGUUAAGACAUCCAUUCAUCCCUCAUCACAACCAAAUCAACAAAUGGCCAGUCAACUGAAAACUUACUAAUUGACCAAAUAAAACAGAAACAAAGAUAGAACGGAGCAAUUUAACCAAAUUAUUUAAACCUUGGAUGUUUUUAAAACAAUGACAAAGCAAAUUGACAAAUUAUAACCCUAAUCCAUCAUAAUUUAACCUGGAGGAAUGUAUUUUUUAAUUUACCAAAAAUGUUGACAAGCAGAAAAUCUAAUUUCAUACAUGUGCCAUUAUGUAAAAACAAUAAAUGUUUACAUACAUACACACAAAGACUGAGGUUAAGGUAGUGGAAACCAUUUAAUUUAUUAUUAAAUCUAAAUAAAAUGGGGGAUAAGAAAAACAUAGUUGCCAGGAUUUGCACUUGUCUUACCUAACUGCACUACAGGGACCCAAAGUAAAAUGGUUUGUACAACGCUGGCCUCAUUUACCAAUAGCGUCACACUAAAAAUGCAAUCGAAAGAUCAAAACUAUUCAUCUGCAUUCAGAAAUAAUGAUACAAAGAGGGCCGGUGAAAGCCCAGAUCUCUUUUUGUCAACACUGUAAUAAUGAACUCAAUCUCCUUUUACCCACCCCCAUGUUUCUGGUUUUGUUAUUAAUUAGGGAGUUGCACAAAUAGCCUACUGCUUAAAGCCAAGGAAUAUAUUAAAUGCACUUCACAGCGAAGGUUAUGUAAACUUCAUAGAACUAUACUUUUACUUUUUGAGGCACAGCCUUUGGCAUCCAGCUUACGGUCAUCUAUAUGGUCAAAAAAGGUACAUUGCAUGGCCUCUGACAACAUGCCAGGUAUUUGGCAGGGUGUGGAUUGCCUACAAGUUCCUGGAAGCAGUACAGAACACUGGAGGACUGCAGCUAGAAAGGCCAAUGUUAGAUUUUAUCACAAGGCCCUCCCCACUAUAGAGAGAGAGAGAGAGAGAGAGAGAGAGAGAGAGAGAGAGAGAGAGAGAGAGAGAGAGA